Molecule: messenger RNA, 1053 nt
Organism: Aphanomyces astaci
Lineage: Eukaryota; Oomycota; Saprolegniomycetes; Saprolegniales; Verrucalvaceae
Exons: 2
Coding region: 1-1053 (350 amino acids)
Source: RefSeq, a predicted model, not a curated record
AUGCCGAUCAACGCUAACGCUGUCCUAAACCGCCUACAAGACCAGUCCAUCCGGGAUCGGUCCUACCUUGACGUCGAAUACGGCUCAAACGAUGAGGUUAACCUCGAAGAGGUCGCCGCCAACCCAAUUAUGGAACGCUUCACAACUGACUUGGGCACUGAUGGCAUUCGCGCCUUGACCAACUUUACCGUCUCGGAGUUCGAGUUCUUGUGGUCCUUCGUGGACGAUGCCAUAAAUAAUGCAUGGAUGGAGGGUCGUGGCCACCGUUGUGCCACCAGCCCCAAGGAAGCACUGUUCAUGGCACUCACGGUGCUAAAGCAUUACUGCACCUGGGAGAAACAUGCUGUGGACUUUGGGUUCAAGGCUCCAACAUUACAAAAGCUCAUUAUGCGUGUUCUUGCGGUGCGCGGGAAGCACAGCUUCUACGGCUACAAGAUUGAGGCGGCCGUUUCGCCUGACGGCCGGUGCGUGGCUAUGUCUGCCUCCCACCCUGGAUCCGUACACGACCUGACCAUCAUGCAUUCCCGGGUCAAGGACCACGAAGCCAACUUGGCCAAGUCGCCGAGCGAUGCCGCCUUACCAUGGCGAACUGUCAAACCAAUUCCGUGGAUCGUGGGCCUGCCUUGUCGAUAUGGGGUAUAUUGGCAUCCAGCACUCCUUGCGUGGCAUCCAUCCGAAGCGUCGGCCGGUAAAUGGCUCGCUGGACGCCAGUGUGACCUGGAGCGCAAUCACGCAAUCUCGUCUGAUCGCGUGAUUGUGGAGAACUUCUUCGGCAGGGUUUGCUCGCUGUGGCAGGUGUCUUACUCCACGUUUACGUGGUCUGAGAAGAACUACACGGCUAUCCCACGAAUGACGUUUGCUUUGACAUAUUUCCAUCUGUCCCUCAUGCCAUUACGCCGUGAAGACGAGGCAUUUUAUGGCCUCGUCAUGGCUCGCUACCAAAGGAUGGCCAGCGAAAAGAAGCGGAAGAAGGCAGAAGCUCAACGACGCUACCGUAUGAACCGUCAAGAUCGAGCUGCAAUGGACGCCUUCCGUAUCAUGCGUUUUCCAUAG